AUGCGGAUUCCGCAGUGCACCAACCGCCGCAUCGACAAGGCUGGAGAAUCGGUGUGCUUGGAGACUCCCAGACGAACUACACAAGCAUUUCCCAUUCCGUCGAGAGCACAAAACCGCUCUGACGGUGCUGCAGCCUACGGGGAUAAGGACGAACGCCAGGAAGGCGGAAUUGAACCGCUCCGACGCUAA
Messenger RNA from Echinococcus granulosus, 189 nucleotides. RefSeq lists its product as hypothetical. Bases 1 to 189 code for a protein of 62 amino acids. Lineage: Eukaryota; Metazoa; Platyhelminthes; Cestoda; Cyclophyllidea; Taeniidae. The record is from RefSeq and is a predicted model, not a curated record. The transcript has a single exon.